Molecule: messenger RNA, 990 nt
Organism: Bactrocera latifrons
Lineage: Eukaryota; Metazoa; Arthropoda; Insecta; Diptera; Tephritidae
Exons: 2
Coding region: 266-988 (240 amino acids)
Source: RefSeq, a predicted model, not a curated record
UUGUGGAACAGCAAACUGGACUGUUACAAAAACAAAAAUGUACGCAGUAGAAUCUACCAAAAACUUUUACUAGAAUAUAAAAAAGUAAAAAGCGAUGCGUUGAUAGACGACAUGAAAAAAACUGUCAAAUAUUCGUACUUGCUAUCGCCGGGAGCUGAAGAAAACUUUGCAAAGUCAGACAUCUGGUGCAGAAGCUGAUGAAUUAUACGUUUCACCUCUAUGGUAUUUCGAUGAACUCGAUUUUUUGCGAGACUUGGAAGUACUUAUGCCUACUGUAACAUCCAUCAGUUCGGAUGAAGAUGAAGAAGCGUCCGUUUGCGUACAAUCGUUGAAGAAAUUUAAAAAAGUGGUUACCGAAUCAACGGAGUUUCUAAAGAAAGCAACCGAGCAUUUGGAGGCAUCCAAAAAACAAAUGGAUGAAGCAGAAACUUACGCAAAGGCAGGGGCUUGCAUGUUCAGGCAAAUGAAACCAGAGCAGCAACUUUUUGCAAAGCAAGCAGUAGACGAAGUAAUGCUGUUGGGCCGAUUUGGAAAAUUAUGUUUCAAUUAUCUGAACAGUCCUUCAAGCUCACCAAAUUUAAGUAGUCCCCAUGUAUCACGAACCAGCUCGCCUUUUUAUGACUCGCAACAUUAUAUUUCGUCACCUUCUGUAAGCCCAACUGAAUCAACAUCACGCUCGGCACAUUUUAUUUCUAUACCAACUGGAAGUUCUAAAGAAUCCAUAUCACAUUCUCAACGUUUCAUUUCUGUGCCAACUGGAAGCCCCAUACAACCAACAUCACAUUCACAACGGUUAAUUGUUGUGCCAACGAGAAGUCCUAUAGAACCAACAUCACAUUCGCAACGUUUUAUUUCUUUGCCAACUGGAAGCCCCAUACAAUCAACUUCACAAACAAUUGAAAUAACUCCAGAGUUACACUUUUCAGAUGCAAACGACAGUCAAUAUACAAGUGUUCUUGAUUUGUUUAAUGACUCGCAAUAUCAAUGAAA